AUUCAUUCAGGAGUUGCUCUCACUGUUGUGGAGCCCGCGGUCUUUGUGCUAGCAACGUUUUCGCGGCUUUAUUAGUUUAUUUUCAGUUCUUUUUCGCUAGUCAGUCACGAUUUAUAUCCACGUUUCUAUUUAAUCAUGGCGGACCCGAGGAUACGGCAGAUAAAAAUCAAAACCGGGGUUGUUAAACGGCUGGCUAAAGAGGAGGUGUUGUACAUGAAGGAGGCGAAGCAGCAGGAGGAGAAGAUUGAGAAGCUGAAAGCAGAGGCAGGAGACGAGUAUCUAAUCAAGAAACAGAUGGAGGUGCUGCAGGAGUCCAGAAUGAUGAUUCCUGACUGUCAUCGACGUUUAUCCAUUGCUCAUGCUGACCUGCAGCAACUGCUGGAAACUGAGGAGGAUCUUGCAGAAACAGAGGAAUACAAGGAGGCCAGAAGCAUUUUAGACUCUGUCAAGCUGGAAGGAUGAUGUAGAAAUGCACUACCUACUCUCACACAAACACACACACUCUCACUCACACACACAGUCCCAAGUGUCCAUUCCAUUUGUCAGCACUUGUUAAGAAAUGUCAAUGCAAGCAGAUGUCUGUUCCUCUGUCUCCCUUUUUGUAUUUAUUUUUAACUUGCGGAUUGACGUGCCACCUGAUCCUCAACGUUCUGAGUGUUCACAUCUACACAGAACAUCAAAUAAAC
Molecule: messenger RNA, 686 nt
Organism: Astyanax mexicanus (Mexican tetra)
Lineage: Eukaryota; Metazoa; Chordata; Actinopteri; Characiformes; Acestrorhamphidae
Gene: tbca
Product: tubulin cofactor a
Exons: 4
Coding region: 136-462 (108 amino acids)
Biological process (GO): tubulin complex assembly; post-chaperonin tubulin folding pathway
Cellular component (GO): cytosol; microtubule cytoskeleton
Molecular function (GO): beta-tubulin binding
Source: RefSeq, a predicted model, not a curated record